AUGAAUUUAGAAGUGAAGUUAGAAGAUAUAAAAAUGGAGUACCAGGAGCCAAGCUGUUCCAGCUCAUCGACAAUCAGAAAUCCUUCAGGAAAGUAUGUUCGGUCCGAACAAAGAAAAAUCGUCGUGAAUCUGUACCAGAAAAUUAUUGCGGAGAAGCCGUCGAUUAAAUAUCGCAUCGUUAUGGCGAGGCUCUCUGAGAUAAGCGGUAUAGGGCUGUCCACCGUGAAGAGGAUCAUUGCCGAAUACAAGAAUACCGGCAAAGUGUCCUCGCCAAAAACAAAGCGGAAGAGACGUAACGCCAUACAGAAGCUUUCUGAUGAGGAGAAACAUCGAAUUCGCCAGAAAGUUCAUGACUUCUGGUUUCGGCGAGAAGUGCCGAAUUUGAAUAAGAUGCUCCGGGCUGUAAAUGCAGACCCCGCCCUCAACACGUAUGGAAGAACUACACUGCAUACUAUCCUGCGGAAGCUGAAUUUUCAAUUCAAGGCAAAAUCCCGAAACAGCGCUCUGAUGGAAAAGGACUACAUUGUGCUUUGGCGGCACAAAUAUCUUAGCAAGCUGGCGCAAUACAGAUCCGAAGGACGUCACAUAUAUUACUUAGACGAGACCUGGAUCAAUGCUGGCGACUGCAAAAGAGAGCUUUGGGUGGACAGCAGUGUGAAAUCAGCCAGAGAAGCCAAGGAACGGGGACUCUCCACGGACAUACCCGAGCCGACUGGCAAAGGUAAGCGUCUCAUCGUCCUCCAUAUUGGAUCGACCGAGGGCUUUGUACCUGGAGGCCUCCUGUUUUUCGAGUCUAAGGAAAAUUUGUUGGACUACCAUGACGAGAUAGACGGAGAUACCUUCUUCGAGUGGUUUCGGGGUGUCCUGCCAUCAUUGAAGGAGGGCUCCGUUAUCAUUAUGAAUAAUGCUCCUUACCAUUCGGUAAAAAUGGAGCGGUGUCCAACGAUGUGCUGGACGAAACCACAAAUAAUAGACUGGCUGGAGUCUAAAGGGCAAACCAUACCUCCACUUUCCGUGAAAGUGGAAUUAAUAGAUAUGGUGAAAAAGUUGAAGCCCCUUUACGACAAAAACGCAGUAGACGAGUACGCAAAGCAGAACGGAAAGGAAAUUUUACGUCUGCCCCCAUAUCAUUGUGAGUUAAACCCAAUGAAUAUGGUAUGGGCAAUGGUUAAAAAAUAUGUAAAAACUCAGAACACAACCUACAAAUUAGCAGAUGUCAAACAACUGCUAAUUGAAGGUAUCAAAGGUGUUUCUGUGGAAUAUUGGAAAGACUUUGUCCGUCAUACUGUGGAGGAGGAACAAAAAUUUAUUGAGCUGGAUCAGAUUGUUGAUGAAAUUAAUGACAUCAAUCUUCUGCAAAGUUCAAUUCCCGACGACGCCUCCGAAGAAAGUCAAACUGAUUCAAACGAGGAGUCUACAUAG
Molecule: messenger RNA, 1422 nt
Organism: Habropoda laboriosa
Lineage: Eukaryota; Metazoa; Arthropoda; Insecta; Hymenoptera; Apidae
Exons: 2
Coding region: 1-1422 (473 amino acids)
Molecular function (GO): nucleic acid binding
Source: RefSeq, a predicted model, not a curated record